CUCCAUAUAUCUGUGCUUUGAAAUUAAACGUUACUUUUAAACUUUAAAGGGCAGAAUUUAAAAAGGUGUAUUUAAUGAAAGAAACAAUGGAUCAAUCUCUAUUGGAUAUGAAUUUGAAAAACUUGCCUAUUGACUCUCGCAGAGCUGUUAAAAUCAUUGUGGAUUCAUUAUUAUGCAGCAUAUAUCCGUUGUUGAGUAAAAUUAGUGAUAAACUACAUUAUCAGAUAAAGGAUGAGAUACCAGAUGAACAUUUUAUACAAAUUCGUAAUGUUUAUACUUUAUGUGCAGAUCAAAUUAAGAAAUGUAUGAUCAUUUUAUUUGAUGUAAUUAAAAAAGAAUAUCACGAAGGUGUUUACCUACAGGAAGCCCGUCAAUUUACUAUAGAAAGAAUAUGUUGGUGUGUACAAAAAUUGACAUCAGUUGAACAACUUUUACAGAAACCGUCAAAAGAAAUAUCAGACUCUUCCAAUGAAUUUAUAACUGUUUCUAUGAUGUAUUUUGUCAAUUGGAUAGACCAAACAUUUGAUUUACUCGGAAAAUUGACUAACGUUGUAUCCAGAAAUGAUUUCAAGAAAACAGAAGAGCUUUCUAAUGAGUGGAAGACAGAGUUAGUUGAAUGUGUGUGUGGCCUCCAUACAUCGGUAGAUGAACUUCUCCUCUCUGCAAUGACUCUGUGUAAGCAUUGCCUGCCUGCUGAUCAGUAUGUUGUUAAAGCACGCUGUCAAGUGGUUCUGAGAGAGACCAAAACUUUACUGAAUGAACUCAUUGAAGGUGAUUCAGACACAGUCCGUGCGACAAUAGAAACACUGAAAUUACCUAUAAUGCCUUUUAAUAUUAAUGUACGUAUAGAUGUCUUAAAGGAUGUUUUGUACGUGCUGGAGACCAACACCAACACAGCCUUGUUAGCUUUGGUCGUCCAUUGCUUCAGCCAUGAUGUUCCUCCCGUGGAAAUAUUGAUGAAACAUUUUGAAAAUUCCUCCAAAACAUGUGCGUGUGUCGAAGCUGGUGACAGUAAUGAUGAUGUUACCGAGAGGUGCACUUUUAUAAAGGAUUUUGAUUUGUACAACGAGAGAUUACUUCAAAUUGGAUCAUUUGCUAUGUCAUGCUCAUCUGAUCAAAAGAGGAUUUUAAACCUACGCAGUGGCCUAGCCAGCCUAGAAGCACUGGAUCCUCACUUGGUCCCAGCUGUUAUGUUCUCCCCGAGGAGCCACCAUGCCUGCAUACUCACCAGAACUUGGAGGCAGGAGAUGAUGCUGAUCAGAGAUAGUGUCUUCUUGAUAGUUGACCCUGCUGCUUUCGCAGAUAAAGCGAGGCAAAUGAUGCAUCAGAGUUUGUUGGAAAUAAUGAAAGAGAGUCAUUACGAUAAUAAUAAAAUUUGCCUAUUUAUCAACAUGGGUUGUGUUAUUAAUGAAUUUUUUGAAGUUUAUGAGAAAUGGGAACCGGAUGCAUUGACUUGUAAUGAACAAUUGGCUCAUUUGCUGAAAUAUUUGAAAAAGGUACAAUUAGAGUGCAAAAUAGUAAGCAAUCUACUCAGUUCAACAAAUGAAUACAAAUACGACGUAAAAAGCACGAACAAAUCUACGAACCCAACAAUUCAACAACUCAUAAAACGUCUAAAACUUCUGUACACCUUGGUCAAAAGAAUAAACUUACUGUAUAAUCCACGAGAAAAUGACGAUGAAUUUUACGAAGAACCGCCCGAUAGUAAAACUUACAAUAAAUACGCUACGUACGUGAACUCGCCCAAGAAACAAACUAAUAAUCUGUCGAAAAGCGUUUUCGCUAGGACAAAUGUGAGGUGCUCAACGGGAAAAUUCCCUCUGGCGAUACUAAAAAACCAUUUAAAAACAAGGAAUACCAGAGAUUUGAGCUUCUCACUCAAACUGGAUGCAAUAAGUGAUUUAUCGGAACUAAAAUUAAAUCGUGAGCCGUCGAUUUUGUAUUAUUCGCUGAUGAAGUCGAAAUCUUCGUUAAGAAAAGUCGUUUUGUGCAAACAGCGUGCUUUGCCGUAUGAGAAAACAGAUAUAAACGAUAAAACCAAACUUGAAAGCAGCGUUUUAGAAAGAGAUAGCGUCAUGGAUGACGCAAUGAGUUUACACAUAACAGAUGUCCUGAACCAAAUAAAUAAUUUAACUUUUAAAGCAUCAACAGCUACAAGAAGAGCUUUUAAUUCAACUGUGCUAAUUGAUAAACCAAUUAAAAAUAAUGUAGAUACGACGAAAAAUGUGUUAAAGAUGUCUAUAAAUAACGACGCUACGUUAAGACGCAUUUGGAACAUCACCGUAAACAGUAGCGCUGCAGAUAUAGAAACUACAUCUAAUUUGACACAGCCUUCGGAAGUUAACACCUUGGAAAGAAUCAACGACUUGGAUCUGCUAGAAAGUAAAUUGAGCGAUUUGAAAUCAUCCGGACGGACUCGAGCGACCACGAACCGUCAUUGCUUCCUUAUGAGUAUCACGACAUUGGUUUUGGCGUAUUCGAUUUAUAUUGAUCAGGUUGUGGGCUUACCACCGGAAGCAUCUUCUAAUCCCUGGCCAACGUUCCCAAGAAGAAAUGUUGGAGCUUUGGCCAGAGACGGGUAUUUGAGAAGCGCAUCUCCUGGUUACAAAAGGAGCAUCUCAACCUUAGCCAAAAAUGGUCAGCUUCCAACAUUUAGAGCCCCUUACGACGAAACUGAUAAACAGGAGCAAGAUGACGAAGAAUCGCACGAAAAAAGGAACUUGGCAUCAAUUGCAAGACUGCGCAGCUACUCAGCAAUGAAAAGAAACAUACAAUCUCUGGCAAGAGAUGGUUUUCGUUUUGGAAGAGGACAAUACAGCCAACCGAAUGAUAAGCGCAACAUUGCCGCCUUAGCGCGUAACGGUCUAAUUCACAAAAAGGAUGAAAUAGUUGGGGAUGAAUACUACUUCCCAUUCUAUCAAAAUCCGGUACCACCACUUUCAGAAAUCGACGGCCCAUUGGAUUAUAACGAAAUUUAUGAUUUACAACAAUCGAUAAAUCCCGAAAUGCUGCCACCUCUUUCACAAGUGUUUAAAAGAAGUGAUACUGGCUAUUCACCCGAUGCUUAUGCGAUGCCUUCGAAAAUGGAUUACGGCGAUAAUUGGUAUCUAAAACGAGGUUCUUUUGGACUACCAGCACAUGGACUUUACAGACCAAUUUACAUCGAAUCAAGUGGCAACAUCAGAAACAAAAGAUCUAUUUACUCUCUGCCUGACGUAAUUGACCGUAACGACAUCAAUGAUCCUGAAGAUUAUGAAAAUGAAGACAAGCGAUCUGUUGAUCAAGACGAUGACGUUUCUCGUGAAAAUUUCGAAAAGCGUCACAUUGGUUCACUCGCCCGAUUAGGUUUAUUGCCAUCUUUUAGAUUUACGGGUGGACGAUAUAGUAGGUCAGGAAGAGCCAGGUUGUUAUUACCUAGCCAUGAAAUUUACAGGAAGCAUUCCACUGACGAGAAUUUCGGGACUAGGGAAUAUCUCUCUGAUUCCGAAGCUGACGUAUCCAUCGAUUCAGACGACUCCGACCUACCGCCGCCGCCAGUACCUGCUCACUCGCACCCGACCGGCCGGUACCUCCAUCGACCGCUAAAGAAUGAUCUCCCGAACACACCUCUCCCCCAGUCUCCCCUAAUACUCUACAAUCAGGAUACUUUUGCCAAGAACCGCUGGCAGAGUAAGGACAAUCCUAAGUUCUAUUACUUUAGGUCCCUAAAAGUCCCCUACCAUUCAUCCGGAAAACGGUACUUGACGCUUCCCGCCGCGAAUAACAUCCAUUUACGGAAGGAGUACCGCAACAGCAGUCUCCCAAGUCGUCGUAAAAAUCAGUAGCAAUGCGAUUGCAAGCUGAGGAACAAACAGGCCCUCAGCUCUGUCGAAGCCAGUGGACAUUAAACUGGAAAUAUUGUUCAGUUUGGUUCAAUAUCAGGGCUUCGACAAUUGCGUUUUCCGCAUAAUUUAUUACUCUGUUAAUGAUUGCAUUACGUAGAAUAAUCGAUUUAGUUAUUCAGGAAAGUGGGAACAUGCAAAAUUGACAAUAAACUUAGUUGAAUGGAACGAAGGGUAGGGCAUGUACCAUUAGUAAAUUUUUAGGCUAGCGGUUAAGGCUAUUUGAAAUAUAUUAUAUGAUCAAUAGCAUUUAAGAAAACGACUUUGGCCAGCACAUGACAAACAGAUCAAACUAAGGAUAAUAUUUAAGAUAUAUUAGAGAUUACGUUGCCAAUCGCAAAUUACGUGUCUAUCAAAUAUUAUAGAUUAUAGGAAAUGUUAUUUGAUGUUCGAAUAAGUAUAUGGGCAUUACAAAAUAAAAAAAAUAUAUUGACUGGAACCUUGUUUAAAGAAUAUGGGAAAACUGUAUAGUUCAUGAUUGUAAUUCUACAUUCUAUAACUUCUUACACCUAUGUAGUUUCUACAACUGAUCAUCAAAAAGUUGUGCUUAUUCAAAUAUUAAUUAGUUUACAUAUCGAAAGAUGUC
Pararge aegeria (speckled wood butterfly) is the source of this 4467-nucleotide messenger RNA. RefSeq lists its product as uncharacterized. Gene Ontology annotation, biological process: cellularization; cell migration; cell-cell adhesion. Lineage: Eukaryota; Metazoa; Arthropoda; Insecta; Lepidoptera; Nymphalidae. The record is from RefSeq and is a predicted model, not a curated record. Bases 75 to 3824 code for a protein of 1249 amino acids. Gene Ontology annotation, cellular component: adherens junction; cytoplasm; membrane. Gene Ontology annotation, molecular function: beta-catenin binding; actin filament binding. The transcript has 17 exons.